GACCGCACAACACUUCGACAGCUCAAACAGUGCGCAUUAACUUUUUGCCUUUCUGUGAAAUCGGAAUUCCACUUUAUUUAUUUUGGCAACGUACCCAUACAGAUUCUCAGCCAGCGAAAUGUCCACUUCCGUCGGCCCAGAACCGUGCAACGUGGUCUGCCCCAGUUGUCGUCAACAGGUUACCACUCGUGUGGAGCCGAAAGCCACCACCAAGACUCACCUGAUAGCACUGAUUAUGUGCCUUACCUUCCUUUGGCCCUGUGCUUGCUGCCUGUACUGCACCGAAUGCGCCCGGAACUCCGACCACCACUGUCCAUCUUGCAACGCCUACAUUGGCACCUACGAGCGCUGAGCAACUUCCGCCGGAAGUUGUCGUUUUUCCCUGGACUGCAGCCAGGAGCCGUGCCGAAAUGCAGCCCAUGACAUAUCUCACUUGAUCUGUUGUUAACUCUCCCACAUUUAUUACUACGCAAUAUUUUGAUAACACGAAAAACAUUGUAGUGACUCUGUAUCCUCAGCACACCAAUAAAAGGGUUCAAGGAA
Drosophila mauritiana is the source of this 543-nucleotide messenger RNA. Its product is annotated as lipopolysaccharide-induced tumor necrosis factor-alpha factor homolog. Lineage: Eukaryota; Metazoa; Arthropoda; Insecta; Diptera; Drosophilidae. Bases 119 to 352 code for a protein of 77 amino acids. The transcript has 3 exons. Gene Ontology annotation, molecular function: zinc ion binding. The record is from RefSeq and is a predicted model, not a curated record.